AUGAAGGGUCAUUUCAAUGGAAUGUCCCGCGAAGAACUUCAGCGCGCCCUUGGCGUGAAGCCAAUGAACAAGUCGUCCAGGUUCAGGGGGGUCAGUAAGAAGAAAGGCAAAUGGGAGGCCAAGGUUAUGGUCAACAGGAAGUGGGCUUACAGAGAGCUGUUUGACACUGAACUGGAGGCUGCACAGGCUUACGAUGCGGCUGUAUGGAACCUUAAACCAAGGGAGGCCAGAUCUUACGUCAACUUCAAGGAGAGCUGCCCUCCUGAGGUUCAGGCUUACCUCAGGGCUCUGGAGCUCGAGGAAAGUGGCCAUUCAGAUGCUUUGCUGGCUCCAGUCAUCAAGGGCGAGGGCCCAAGUACCAUGACACGAAGCUACAGCAACACAGCGCCCGGCGUUGGUAGCCCGAUCGCCAGCCUGAACCCCGAGUGGUUGAGGUCGAUGGGGGGCAGGGAAGAGGCCCUGCAGCGCUACAACUCAGCACCCAGCCCCCGCAACCUGCAGCAGAUGGCUGGGGCAGCGGGAAGCAGCAUCCUGAUGUCCAGGAACAGUCAGCCCAACCUUGCAGAGGCGCCAGCCACGAGCCCUGUGGACCUCCUUCGCCUAGCCCACGCCAUCCCCAGUGGCAGGAAGGCAGCAAUGCUACCGCCUCCACCGCCACCGCAGCUGCCGACGCCCUCAGCUGGCAACCUGGGGGGCAUCCCACAGGACCACGCACCCCGCUCGGCCAUGCUGCGCCCGGUGAACCAGGAGGGCAUCCUGGCAAGGGCGGCUGAGCUCCAGCGCAGGAUGGGUGGGAUGGACAGAAUGAGCGGGGGCCAGGAGCACCCGUAUGUGGGCCAACAGAACCUGGGUUCAGCCAUAUCGGAGGCCAUGCUGAUGCCUGCAGUUGAGGCCAGGCACCACAGCAUGCCAGCUGAUUUGGGGCGUGGCCCCCUGUUCGUGCGGGUGGGCUCAGAGACACACCUGCUCCAGGGGAUGCCGGGGCAGCAGGGGCAGGCUCAGACACAGCGGAGCAUGUCCGAUGCUGGGGUGUACUUGAUGCUGCGGCAGCAGGACCAGGUGGGUGACCUGAGUAGCCAGCCUGACAGACUGAGCAGCAUCCACGCCCUGGCCAACAUGCAAGGCCAGGACCCUGUCCACCUUUGUGGCCGCCGCCUAGAGACCUCGCCCUUUGCCCUGGCAGCCAGUCUGGACCAGCAGCAGCAGCAACAGCCACACGGUGGCGAUGGUCGCAGCCAACAGUCCACCGGGCUUGAAUCGUGGAACCUGGGGAAUGUCAUGUUCAGCGACUUCCAGAUGCCCGCCUCCCACGCAGGCGUUUCCCUCCCCAUGAUGAACCUUGAACAGGUGCAGUCUGGUCAUGGCGGCACGGCAGUGGCGAUCGACCUGGCCUCUGGUGCGCGGCAUGGCAUGGGCGAGGCUGCUGGGCAUGUGAAGGCUGACCCUCUGCUCCUGGCAGUGGGGCCCAGCAAUGUGGACCGCGAUGUGGUGAUGGCUGGUACAGGGGGUAUGGGGCAGCCAGUCACCCCUCAGGGUGGCAGACAGCAGGAGCGGUAUGAGUAUCCGCAGGUACGGCUGGAGGAUGUUUUGGUGGUGGACCCCAGGGACCCACAGGUCCACAUGGGUAAUGAUGUCGACAUGGAGCUUGUGUUACGAUCGAUGUCAGAGCAGGCCAGCCUGCAUCCCAUGAAGGGGCCAACGGCCAGUGCCACAGAAGCCCACAUGCUCUCCAACAGACCACUGCAGCUGACCAACGACGAGAUUAUGGAUGAGCUCAUGGCACCUCCGCUCAGCGGGGGCAUGAUGCACAGAAGACUGGGCCGAUAG
This is a messenger RNA of Ostreobium quekettii, 1827 nucleotides long. NCBI's taxonomy places the organism in Eukaryota, Viridiplantae, Chlorophyta, Ulvophyceae, Bryopsidales, Ostreobiaceae. The record is from the annotation of a GenBank genome assembly.